Molecule: messenger RNA, 1476 nt
Organism: Nakaseomyces glabratus
Lineage: Eukaryota; Fungi; Ascomycota; Saccharomycetes; Saccharomycetales; Saccharomycetaceae
Gene: UGA2
Product: succinate-semialdehyde dehydrogenase (NAD(P)(+))
Biological process (GO): GABA catabolic process
Cellular component (GO): cytoplasm
Molecular function (GO): succinate-semialdehyde dehydrogenase (NAD+) activity
Source: RefSeq, a predicted model, not a curated record
AUGAAACCAGAAUUGAAAAAUCCAGACCUAAUCAAAGGCCUCGGUUACAUUAACGGUGAAUGGGUAAAGGAUAGUAAUGAAUUCUUUGAAGUUGAUGAUCCAUCCACUGGUGAGAUCAUUGCUAAAUUGCCAGAACAUGAUAUUGCAGUUGUAGAUAGAGCUGUCGAUGCCGCAUAUGAUGCCUUUCAGAAGUACAAGAACACUCUACCCAGACAGCGUGCUACUUGGCUAAGAAACUUAUUCAAUUUAAUGACUGAAAAUGCUGAGGAUCUAGCUAAGAUUAUUACUUGGGAAAACGGUAAGUCACUUCCUGAUUCCCGCGCUGAAAUUAAGUACGCUGCUUCUUAUUACGAGUGGUACGCAGAAGAGGCUCCUAGAAUAUAUGGGGCAACUAUUCAACCUUCAAUCCCAAAUAAUAGAGUUAUUACCAAAAGGCAACCAGUUGGAGUUUGUGGUAUAAUUUGUCCUUGGAAUUUCCCAAGUGCCAUGAUUACGAGAAAAGUUGGUGCUGCUCUAGCUGCUGGCUGUACUGUUGUUGUUAAACCUGAUUCACACACACCACUUUCCGCUCUUGCAAUGACAGUAUUGGUUGAAAAGGCCGGAUUCCCUAAAGGAGUAUUCAAUGUUGUUUUAUCUCAACACAAUACCCCAAAAUUGGGGAAAAGAUUAUGUGAGCAUCCUAAGGUUAAAAAGGUGACCUUUACUGGUUCGACUAGAAUCGGUAAAACAUUAAUGGAGCAAGCCUCUUCAACCUUGAAAAAGUGCUCCUUUGAGCUAGGGGGUAACGCACCUUUUAUAGUUUUUGAUGAUGCUGACCUCGACUUGGCGGUUGAUCAAGCAAUUGCAUCAAAGUUCAGGGGUAUGGGUCAAACUUGUGUUUGUACUAACAGGUUUUAUGUUCAGGAUACAAUAGCUGACGAAUUUGCCGAGAAGUUGGUUACUAAAGUUAAACAGUUUAAGAUAGGAGAUGGUAUGAAGGAAGGUGUUACUCAUGGCUGUUUAACUAAUGCAAAGCAAGCUGAUAAAGUCGACGAACACAAAAAGGAUGCAAUUGAAAAAGGAGCUAAGGUUUUGCUCGAGGGAGGUCGUAUGCCAGAUUUAGGUAAGAACUUCUACGCUCCCGUGGUGUUAAAGAAUGUCCCACAAUCAGCUAUGGUGGCUAAGGAAGAAACUUUUGGUCCUUUGUGUCCAAUCUUUACAUUUAAAACCGUUGAAGAAGUUCUUGGUUAUGCUAACGAUACUGAAUUAGGACUUGCUUCAUACGUUUUUACUAAGAAUGUCAAUACGUUAUUCACCGUUAGUGAAGCUCUUGAAGCAGGUAUGGUUUCAUGUAAUACAGGAUUGUUUUCUGACAGCUCAGUUCCAUUCGGUGGUGUUAAAGAAUCAGGGUUUGGUAGAGAGGGUUCACUUUAUGGUAUUGACGAUUAUACUACGGUUAAAAGUAUAAUAAUUGGAAAUUUACCAGAUAGUUUAUAG